AUGACAAGCCAAGAUUCAUGACUCAGAAAAGAAAGCCUUACAAAGAAGGACCCAAAUUUUCCUCUUGGACUCUUUAACUGGGUGGUAGCUCCAUGCCGCUGUCUCCAAUGAGGUGUUGGUCGCUGUCCAUCACCUCUAUGGUGCUGAAAUUUGGAUGAUGUCUAUCCGGAGAUCUCAGGGCUGCUGCUGCGUGUCGCAUUUCAACGAGGACAAUGGUAGGUUUGUCCUCUUAGCGGUGCUCAUCAUAGCAUACCUGACAGCUGGAGCCACCAUCUUCUCAGCCAUCGAAAGCCCAUCUGAAGCAGAAGCUUUGCAGCGUUGGAACUGGACCCUUCAGAACUUCAGCCAGAUCUUCAACAUUAGCCUCCCUGAGCUACGGGCCUUUUUAAGAAGUUAUGAGGCAGCCAUGGCUGCCGGCAUCAGGGCAGAUGCCCUCCGACCAAGAUGGGAUUUCACAGGAGCAUUCUAUUUUGUGGGCACAGUGGUGUCAACUAUAGGUUUCGGGAUGUCCACACCGGCAACGGUCGCUGGCAAAGCCUUCCUCAUCGUUUAUGGUCUCUUUGGGUGUGCCGCAACAAUCCUCUUCUUCAACCUCUUCCUGGAGCGCAUCAUCUCCCUACUCGCUUUGGUGAUGAAGGCUUGCCACGAGAGGCAGCUGAGGAGGAGCGGCCUUCUACCUCCAACCUGCCGAAGGGGCUCAUCCAUGUCCGACGUCGACAGCCUGAUUGGGUGGAAGCCAUCAGUCUAUCACGUGAUGCUGAUCCUGGGAAUCCUUGCCAUUACUAUCGCUUGCUGUGCCUCGGCCAUGUACACCGCCGUGGAAGGGUGGAAUUACAUCGACUCCUUGUACUACUGUUUCGUCACCUUCAGCACCAUUGGGUUUGGCGACCUGGUGAGCAGCCAAAACGCCGUGUACCGAAAUCAGGGAUUAUACAGAUUUGGGAACUUCAUGUUUAUAUUGAUGGGGGUCUGCUGCAUCUACUCCCUUUUUAACGUCAUCUCGAUUGUAAUCAAGCAGGUUUUAAAUUGGAUGCUCAGAAAGUUCCGGUGCCGGUGCUGUCCAGAUUGCCAUAAACCGACCGCUCGCCUCGGGCGCCGCAAUGCCAUCACACCGGGGUCCCGGUUCCGCCGGCACAACAUCUCUAUGGAGACGGACGGACAGUACGACAGCGACACAGAGGGGAGGCGCCUUUCGGGUGAGAUGAUCUCCAUGAGGGAUCUCACCGCCUCCAACAAAGUCUCUCUGGCCCUCCUGCAAAAGCAACUAUCCGAGACGGCCAAUGGCUACCCUCGGAAUGUCUGCAUAAACACGAGGCAAAAUGGCUUCUCAGGAGGAGUAGGCGCUCUAGCUAUCAUGAACAAUAGACUGGCAGAGACAAGCGAUUCUAGGUAG
This is a messenger RNA of Podarcis muralis (Common wall lizard), 1393 nucleotides long. RefSeq names its product potassium two pore domain channel subfamily K member 12 (gene KCNK12). Gene Ontology annotation, cellular component: plasma membrane. NCBI's taxonomy places the organism in Eukaryota, Metazoa, Chordata, Lepidosauria, Squamata, Lacertidae. The record is from RefSeq and is a predicted model, not a curated record. Gene Ontology annotation, molecular function: potassium ion leak channel activity; outward rectifier potassium channel activity. Gene Ontology annotation, biological process: potassium ion transmembrane transport; stabilization of membrane potential.